Messenger RNA from Diachasma alloeum, 2275 nucleotides. Its product is annotated as elongation of very long chain fatty acids protein AAEL008004. The transcript is spliced from 4 exons. The record is from RefSeq and is a predicted model, not a curated record. Lineage: Eukaryota; Metazoa; Arthropoda; Insecta; Hymenoptera; Braconidae. Gene Ontology annotation, biological process: sphingolipid biosynthetic process; very long-chain fatty acid biosynthetic process; fatty acid elongation, saturated fatty acid. Gene Ontology annotation, molecular function: fatty acid elongase activity. Bases 261 to 1241 code for a protein of 326 amino acids. Gene Ontology annotation, cellular component: endoplasmic reticulum membrane.
CUCGUGACAAUCACAUUAAAUUAAUAAUAAUAUUGGAUUUUAUGAAUUUUUACUGGUGAUCAACCGCUGGACGGUGACACCGAAUGGUUUAUCAUUUUCUCUGGUUAAAGAAAGAAAACAAAGAGAGUAAAAACUGUAGUGAAGGAUUAGUGAAAGAAAUCUUUUCCACUUUUAAGAAUUUUUUCUACAGCUGAUAAUUGAACUUGUGAAAACGUUUAAAACAACUUUUGUGAGAAUAGAAUCAAGAUUAAUAAAUUAAGAUGACAACGUUUAUAAAAACAGUUACCGAAAACUAUCGGGACUUGAUGGACAACAAAAGUGAUCCCAGAGUCAACGACUGGCCUCUGAUGAGUGGUCCUCUUCCCACAUUCCUCAUAUGCAUAUCUUACGCUUAUUUUGUCAAAGUACUGGGCCCAAAACUCAUGGAGAAUCGUAAACCGUUCAGCCUCCGGAGAAUAAUGAUAGGCUACAAUUUAUUUCAAGUUAUAUUCUCAACUUGGUUGUUUUACGAGAGCCUGGCUGCUGGCUGGUGGAACGAUUAUUCAUUCAGGUGUCAGCCCGUUGACUACUCAAGGAGGCCAAAAGCCAUGAGAAUGGCGAGUGGAUGCUGGUGGUAUUUUAUCUCAAAAUUCACCGAAUUCCUUGAUACAUUGUUCUUUGUAUUGAGAAAGAAGAACGAUCACAUCUCCACUCUCCAUGUUAUUCAUCAUGGGAUUAUGCCAAUGUCCACUUGGUUUGGGGUUAAAUUUACUCCAGGCGGCCAUUCGUCGUUCUUCGGUCUGCUGAACACAUUUGUGCAUAUUGUGAUGUAUGGCUACUAUCUUUUGGCAGCCCUCGGGCCAAAGGUCCAGCCAUACUUGUGGUGGAAGAAGUACCUGACAACCCUCCAAAUGGUACAAUUCGUUCUCGUGUUCAUUCACACCUUCCAAUUGCUCUUCACCGAGUGCAAUUAUCCAAAGGCAUUCGUCUGGUGGAUUGGAAUGCACGCUGUACUCUUCUUCUUCCUCUUCAGGGACUUUUACAUUAAGGCUUACACCAGGAGGAAGGCGAAGAAGACUUCAUUGUCAUUAGAAAAGGAGCAGAAAUCGGCGAAGACGUUGAACGGUUAUGCCAAUGGAAGUGGAAAAUUCGCCAAGAAUGGCUCUGCUUAUCCCAAUGAGUACAAAAUAGCCACUGGUUAUAUCAGUGAUAAUGGCCUCAGAAACCGCGUCUUCAUUAGCAAUCGUAGUAUCGAGGAGUGACUUAUGACUGUUUUGCCAAUGAUCUUCUCAAUUACGGGAGGGAAAAUUAUUUUUUUCAUGUUGAGUUGUUCAUAUUUCACGCGAUUUGGGGGAUGAAAAACAAUUUUUUUCAUUUCAUAAUUGAUGGUUUACUUUUCUACUGAAGAGAUGGUUCAUCGAAUUAGCUUACAUGACUAAGAUACGCAAGAGGAAGAACAAAUCAGUAGUCAAGUGGUGAAAAGGUAUGAUAAUUCACCAAAUGAUGAUAAAAUUUGGACUGAUUCGAAUCGUUUUACUACUUCUCGACUGGUGUUUUUUCCCUAUUUUUUUACGCUCACGGGGGAUCAACAUUCAUGCGAUAUUCCGCGUCAUUGUAUGUUUGGUUGAGCAUGUGUGAUUGUGUGAGAGGUCUUGUUCAAUAGUUUCGGUGGCCACAUUGUUGAAUCGAAAUUCCAAAGAUUUUUUCAUGAGCCCUUUGUCCCUUUAUCCCUUGAGUUUAUAAUAGAUGAAUGUGACACAAACGAGAGUUUUCUAUCCAUUGAGAUGAGAAUUUUAAGACUUUAUUAAUUAGAAUAGCGGUGAUGCCAUUACAAUUCCUGUUAGAAUGUCUCAUAGAUUGACCCUUUUCAAUGUUAAUUCUGUGGUUCGAGAGAAAUUGUGGGAAGUAAAUGUAUCUCAAUCUGCUCAACCAUAGAAUCUUUGGAAAAAAUAUUUCCAUGCCGAUGCAUCAUCAUGUGAUGACAAGUGGAUGAUGACGAGUUAUUGAGUAAGAUGAUUUCAAAUGUUCGGAAGACGUCCAUAAGCGCGUCCCGAAUCGGGUACGUUAUGUAUUCACUCGACAAUCUCAAAUAGGGAAUUACUAGAUUAAGAUUAUGAUACUCUUGGCUUUGAGUUAUCAAAUUCCCGAGGAUCAUGUAAUAAUUUUUUUUUGUACUUUAGCCAUGUUUAGAUGUAAUGUAUAUUUAUGAAAAUACAUGUGUCUUUAGGAGUAAAUAUUGAAUUGAAUGGAUGUUAGAAUUUAGGAAAAUCAAUAAACUGCAAACAAUUUUUCCCUA